AUGGUGGGACCAGUGAGACCUCAGUUUGUAUUGUUUGGUUCUUCCAUUGUUCAAUUCAGCUAUUCCCACCUUGGUUGGGGAUCUAUUCUUUCUGACUUGUAUGCUCGUAAGGCGGAUAUAGUUCUGCGAGGAUACUCUGGUUGGAAUUCAAGGCGUGCUGUGAAAGUUCUGGAUGAAAUUUUUCCAAAGAAUGCCACUGAGCAACCAUCGUUGAUUAUUGUGUACUUUGGCGGUAAUGAUUCUCUUCUUCCACAUCCAAGUGGCCUUGGUCAACAUGUACCUCUCCAAGAAUACAUUGAAAAUAUGAGAAAGAUCGGUACCCAUCUGAAGAGCCUUUCAAACAUGACUCGCAUUAUAUUUCUCAGUGCUCCUUCUGUCAAUGAGGCUCAAAUAUAUGGAGACAGUGAGCUAGUGGGACAGCGCUUAAGGACAAACGAAUCUUGUCGAAUAUAUUCAGAAGCAUGUUUGGAGCUAUGCCGUGAAAUGAAUAUCAAAGCCAUUGAUCUGUGGUCUGCACUCCAGAAAAGGGAUGACUGGAGAGAUGUCUGCUUCACGGAUGGAAUUCAUCUUACUGCUGAGGGGAGCAAAAUAGUGGCAAAAGAGAUAUUGAAGGUCAUCAAAGAAGCCGACUGGGAACCUAGUCUGCAGAGCAGCUCUAUGCCAACUGAAUAUGGAGAAGAUUCACCUUAUGAUCCAAUUGGCCCAGAUGGAAACACCACUAUAAAUAUUUCCAACAGGACCUUCUAUGGAACCGUGCAAUGGAAGUAG
This is a messenger RNA of Sphenostylis stenocarpa, 768 nucleotides long. Lineage: Eukaryota; Viridiplantae; Streptophyta; Magnoliopsida; Fabales; Fabaceae. The record is from the annotation of a GenBank genome assembly.